CGCCACAAACAUCCUUUUACAAUACUCUAUUCAGGGUUCUCACGCACAGGUGUGCUGACCAGGAACUUCCAGGGCCAUUCAUGGCCACCCAUCCUUAGCCAUAUCCUUGGUCUUGUCAAAUUCUCAGAACUUGGAACAGGUCACCUCAACCUUUGCUAAGUCUAAAAUUUCCCACUGCUACUUUAAGUUUGCUUUAAGCCUAGUGCACUACGCCUGUCCACCUGCCCAGGCCAACCCUGGUGAAAAGCCACCUGGAUGGCAGGACGACAUCAGGAAGCCAAACCAGGCUGCUUGCAGGCCCUGUCCUUGCACCCCACCUCCCUCAGCACUCAGAACCAAGCCUGGGCCCAACUGGCUCAAGGAAAUACUGAACAGAUGAGGUGGACAAAGGAGUGACAGGUGCCCAGGACUUCAGGAGCAAAGGGUAGGGGGAGCCCAAUAAGGACCCUGUGAAUCCUCCUCACCCUGAGGGCACCUGCCUCUUAGGCCCACCCUAGCCUGGGGAGAUACCUGGGCUUUUCCUUGCUAAGCUCUCCGCCUUUUUCAGGACCCCUGCCCCAAGGCUGUCACACCCAACCAACAGGAGGGGCUGUCUCAGGGUGGCUGCCUGGGGCCCUGAGAGGGACCCAAAGGUUUUUAUAGCCAGGGAUGAAGGCCUCACCAGAUUAAGCCCAAAGAUCUUGCCUGCAACUGGUGCCCUGGUGUCUCAGCCUCAUCCAAGUUCCAGCCUCACCAGGUCCCGGCCCCUUUGCAGUCCCAGCUCCGAUGCCGGCCCACCAUCCCGCAGGCAUGCAGGGAGCCCAUGUGCUGCUGCUGCUGCUGCUGGGCCUCAGGAUACAGCAUUCCCUCGGAUUCAUCCCAGCUGAGGAGGAAGACCCAGCCUUCUGGAACCACCAGGCAGCCCAGGCUCUGGACACCGCCAAGAAGCUGCAGCCUAUCCAAACAGCCGCCAAGAACCUCAUUCUCUUCCUGGGGGACGGGAUGGGGGUGUCCACAGUGACAGCAACUCGGAUCCUAAAGGGGCAGAUGAAUGGCAAACUGGGACCUGAGACCCCCCUGGCCAUGGACAAAUUCCCAUUCGUGGCUCUGGCCAAGACUUACAACGUGGACAGACAAGUGCCAGACAGUGCAGGCACGGCCACAGCCUACCUGUGUGGUGUCAAGACCAACUUCCUGAUCAUUGGUGUGAGUGCAGCAGCCCAGUACAACCAGUGCAACACAACACAUGGCAACGAGGUCAUCUCUGUGAUGAACCGGGCCAAGAAAGCAGGGAAGUCAGUGGGGGUGGUGACCUCAACGAGGGUGCAGCAUGCCUCGCCGGCUGGUACCUACGCGCACACGGUGAACCGCAACUGGUACUCAGAUGCAGACAUGCCUGCCCAGGCGCUGAAGGACGGCUGUCGGGACAUCUCCAUGCAGCUCAUCACCAACAUGGACAUUGAUGUGAUCCUGGGUGGAGGCCGCAAGUACAUGUUUCCCAAGGGGACCCCAGACCCUGAGUACCCUGGUGAUGCCUCAAAGAGCGGAGUCAGAUUGGACAUGCGGGACCUGGUCCAGGAGUGGCAGGCCAAGCACAAGGGUGCCCGGUAUGUGUGGAACCGAACAGCGCUCAUUCAGGCGUCCCAGGACCCCUCCCUAUCACACCUCAUGGGCCUCUUUGAGCCAGGGGACAUGCACUAUGAGGCCAACCGAGACUCCCAGCAGGACCCAAGCCUGAAGGAGAUGACAGAGGCUGCCUUGCGUCUACUGCGCAGGAACCCCCGGGGCUUCUACCUGUUCGUGGAGGGCGGCCGCAUUGAUCAAGGUCAUCAUGCGGGAAGAGCUUACUACGCACUGACAGAUGCUGUUGCUUUUGAUGACGCCAUUGACAGGGCCAGCCAGCUCACAAGCGAGAAGGACACCCUGACCCUUGUCACUGCUGACCACUCUCACGUCUUCACUUUUGGUGGCUACACUCUGCGUGGCAGCUCCAUUUUCGGGCUGGCUCCUGAGAAGGCGAAAGAUGGCAAGGCCUACACCUCCAUCCUUUAUGGCAAUGGCCCCGGCUUCGCAGUCAGCGGGGGCUCCCGGUCAGAUGUCCGUGACAACCAGAGCAGGGACCCCAACUACAGGCAGCAGGCGGCCGUGCCCCUAUCGUCGGAGACCCACGCUGGUGAGGACGUGGCGGUGUUCGCGCGUGGCCCGCAGGCGCACCUGAUGCACGGUGUGCAGGAGCAGAGCGUGGUGGCGCACGUCAUGGCCUUCGCCGCCUGCCUGGAGCCCUACACCGCCUGCGGCCUGACGCCUGCUGAGCACGCGGAGCCCUCAGCCGGCCCCUGGGCAGGCCCUUCACUGGUUUUGCUGACUGGGGCGCUGCUGCUGCUACUGGGGACCAUUCAGCCCUGACUGCCCCAACCCUCACCCGAGGGCCCACCUCCCCCAGGGGCCCUGCACCAAUUCCGGGCCACUUAGUGCCAAUACUGAAUCCCCCUCACUGCCCCCAAGCUUCCCAGGGCCUGACCUUUACCCCGCGGUGCACACUGCCCCCACUCGGCCACCUUGGGGCUGGGCACCCUGGAGCUGAGGUGGUGGCUUCCUGACGCUCCCCAGGUUCUCCCAGCUGCUCAGGACUCCCAGUCCCCAACCUUGACUGCCAAGGAAGUUUUGUAGCAUCAUGGGGACCUGAGGUCCCCGGCACAUGGGGGGGUCGGGGGGGGGUCCUGGAGAGGGACAGCUUCCUGUCACCCUACAACCCAUCCUAAUGGAUACCUCCUGGCCCAUAGGCCCCUGUGACCAGUACACCUGGUGCCUCUGACAUAAAGCCCUGGGCUUCAUCAUCUAGGGGCCCAGUGGUACCAUUUCACAGAGGAGAUGGGGACACAGAAGAGAGGAGGCUUGUCCCCGUCACUAGGCUACUGAGGUGGUCGCCUCCCAAUGACCAUCCAGGCUGAGAGCUCCAAGGAACAUCGCGGAAGCUGCUGGUGCAGCGGGCAGCCCCAGAGCAGCCCUUGCCCCCACCCUGAGGCCAUGUGGGCACUAGGCAUAUAUUUAUAAACAGGGGAUUCCCUGCAUCCAGGGGCCUCUAUUCUGGG
Myotis davidii is the source of this 3071-nucleotide messenger RNA. RefSeq names its product intestinal-type alkaline phosphatase. The transcript has 11 exons. Bases 766 to 2385 code for a protein of 539 amino acids. Gene Ontology annotation, molecular function: alkaline phosphatase activity. Gene Ontology annotation, cellular component: plasma membrane. Gene Ontology annotation, biological process: dephosphorylation. Lineage: Eukaryota; Metazoa; Chordata; Mammalia; Chiroptera; Vespertilionidae. The record is from RefSeq and is a predicted model, not a curated record.